AUGUGUUCUACCUUGGCCCAGCAUAGACAGGAAGGUACUGGCAAUCCCACAAAAGAAGGAGGAAAUGGAGGCAAAGAGAGAAAAUAUGACCAGUACUUGGGGCAACAGAAGAUGAUGGAGCACAAGGAAGUCAGAGGCAGGCGUGCUGGGAGAGUCCUUGUGCUCAGGAUGAGAAGCACCCUUAUCAAGAAUGAAGACCAAAAGAAUAUAAACUGCAUCAGCAGUGGUCCUGCAGAGCCAGUGGUCUCUGUUGCUGCUGUUGAUGGUGCAGCUGAAUUAUGUGGGUUUUCACAUCAUGAGUCAGAUGGUUUAAUUGAAGCUCUGGAGUUGCUAUACCUGCCUUUCAGGAACUGCUCUCGUUUUCAAGAACUUGAGAGGAAGACUUUGAAAUCAGAGGAAUUCCAAAAGAGGCUGCAUCCUUAUAAGGAUUUUAUAGAAAUCUUGCCAAAAUUUACAGGAUACCAUGACCAGGACCUUUUUGGAAUUUGGAGUAAAGUCUACGACCCUUUAUUUUGUGAGGGUGUUCACAAUUUCACUUUACCCUCCUGGGCCACAGAGGACACCAUGACUAAGUGAGAAAUAUCAGAAUUGUCCCUCCUGUCCCUCUAUGGAAUUCACAGGCAGAAAGAGAAAUCUAGACUGCAGGGGGGUGUCCUGGUCAAAGAAAUCCUCUAUCACAUGAAGAGUGCAACUCAGCCAUUGAACCACAGAAAACUCAUUAUAUAUUCUGCACAUGACACUACUGUGAGUGCCCUACAGAUGGCGCUAGAUGUUUACAACGGAAUCCUUCCUCCCCAUGCGUCUUGCCACUUGACGGAAUUGUACUUUGAGAAGGGGGAGUACUUCAUAGAGAUGUACUAUCGGAAUGAGACGCAGCAUGAACCACAUCCCCUCACGCUGCCUGGCUGCACCCCCAGCUGCCCUCUGACAAAGUUUGCUGAGCUGGUUGCCCCUGUGAUCCCCCAAGACUGGUCCACAGAGUGUGCCAUGAGCAACCAUGAAGGUACUGAGGACGCUAUGGAUUAG
Molecule: messenger RNA, 1026 nt
Organism: Delphinapterus leucas (beluga whale)
Lineage: Eukaryota; Metazoa; Chordata; Mammalia; Artiodactyla; Monodontidae
Gene: ACP3
Product: acid phosphatase 3
Biological process (GO): dephosphorylation
Cellular component (GO): plasma membrane
Molecular function (GO): phosphatase activity
Source: RefSeq, a predicted model, not a curated record